Molecule: messenger RNA, 2598 nt
Organism: Phycomyces blakesleeanus NRRL 1555(-)
Lineage: Eukaryota; Fungi; Mucoromycota; Mucoromycetes; Mucorales; Phycomycetaceae
Exons: 2
Coding region: 1-2598 (865 amino acids)
Source: RefSeq, a predicted model, not a curated record
AUGUCCAGUCUAAUAGCAGGUCGAUUUCCAGCACAGAGAACACCUGGACAAUUUCAUGUACAAGGAAGACCAGUGCAAUUUCCUGCGCAAGGAACACCUGGGCGAUUUCCAGCACAAGAACCAUCAAGGCGAUUCCGUGCACAAGGAACACAUGGGCGAUUCCAUGUACAAGGAACACCAGGGAGAUUUCCUUCUCAAGGAACACUUGGGCGAUUCCAUGUACAAGGAACACCAGGGAGAUUUCCUGCGCAAGGAACACUUGGGCGAUUCCAUGUACAAGGAACACCAGGGAGUUUUCCUUCUCAAGGAACACUUGGGCGAUUCCAUGUACUAGGAACACCAGGGUGUUUUCCUUCUCAAGGAACACUUGGGCGAUUCCAUGUACUAAGAACACCAGGGUGUUUUCCUUCUCAAGGAACACUUGGGCGAUUCCAUGUACAAGGAACACCAGGGAGAUUUCCUGCGCAAGGAACACUUGGGCGAUUCCAUGUACAAGGAACACCAGGGAGAUUUCCUUCUCAAGGAACACUUGGGCGAUUCCAUGUACAAGGAACACCAGGGAGAUUUCCUUCUCAAGGAACACUUGGGCGAUUCCAUGUACAAGGAACACCAGGGAGAUUUCCUGCGCAAGGAACACUUGGGCGAUUCCAUGUACUAGGAACACCAGGGUGUUUUCCUUCUCAAGGAACACUUGGGCGAUUCCAUGUACUAGGAACACCAGGGUGUUUUCCUUCUCAAGGAACACUUGGGCGAUUCCAUGUACAAGGAACACCAGGGAGAUUUCCUGCGCAAGGAACACUUGGGCGAUUCCAUGUACAAGGAACACCAGGGAGAUUUCCUUCUCAAGGAACACUUGGGCGAUUCCAUGUACAAGGAACACCAGGGAGAUUUCCUGCGCAAGGAACACUUGGGCGAUUCCAUGUACAAGGAACACCAGGGCGUUUUCCUGCGCAAGGAACACUUGGGCGAUUCCAUGUACAAGGAACACCAGGGAGAUUUCCUGCGCAAGGAACACUUGGGCGAUUCCAUGUACUAGGAACACCAGGGUGUUUUCCUUCUCAAGGAACACUUGGGCGAUUCCAUGUACUAGGAACACCAGGGUGUUUUCCUUCUCAAGGAACACUUGGGCGAUUCCAUGUACUAGGAACACCAGGGUGUUUUCCUUCUCAAGGAACACUUGGGCGAUUCCAUGUACAAGGAACACCAGGGAGAUUUCCUGCGCAAGGAACACUUGGGCGAUUCCAUGUACAAGGAACACCAGGGAGAUUUCCUUCUCAAGGAACACUUGGGCGAUUCCAUGUACAAGGAACACCAGGGAGAUUUCCUGCGCAAGGAACACUUGGGCGAUUCCAUGUACAAGGAACACCAGGGCGUUUUCCUGCGCAAGGAACACUUGGGCGAUUCCAUGUACAAGGAACACCAGGGAGAUUUCCUGCGCAAGGAACACUUGGGCGAUUCCAUGUACUAGGAACACCAGGGUGUUUUCCUUCUCAAGGAACACUUGGGCGAUUCCAUGUACUAGGAACACCAGGGUGUUUUCCUUCUCAAGGAACACUUGGGCGAUUCCAUGUACUAGGAACACCAGGGAGAUUUCCUGCGCAAGGAACACUUGGGCGAUUCCAUGUACAAGGAACACCAGGGAGAUUUCCUUCUCAAGGAACACUUGGGCGAUUCCAUGUACAAGGAACACCAGGGAGAUUUCCUGCGCAAGGAACACUUGGGCGAUUCCAUGUACUAGGAACACCAGGGAGAUUUCCUGCGCAAGGAACACUUGGGCGAUUCCAUGUACUAGGAACACCAGGGAGAUUUCCUGCGCAAGGAACACUUGGGCGAUUCCAUGUACAAGGAACACCAGGGUGUUUUCCUGCGCAAGGAACACUUGGGCGAUUCCAUGUACUAGGAACACCAGGGAGAUUUCCUGCGCAAGGAACACUUGGGCGAUUCCAUGUACAAGGAACACCAGGGAGAUUUCCUGCGCAAGGAACACUUGGGCGAUUCCAUGUACUAGGAACACCAGGGUGUUUUCCUUCUCAAGGAACACUUGGGCGAUUCCAUGUACUAGGAACACCAGGGUGUUUUCCUUCUCAAGGAACACUUGGGCGAUUCCAUGUACAAGGAACACCAGGGAGAUUUCCUUCUCAAGGAACACUUGGGCGAUUCCAUGUACAAGGAACACCAGGGAGAUUUCCUGCGCAAGGAACACUUGGGCGAUUCCAUGUACUAGGAACACCAAGGAGAUUUCUUGCAGAAGAACACAAACGGGAUUUCAUGUACAAGGAUUCCCGAACGAUUUCAUGUACAAGGACACAAGGACGAUUUCAUGUUCAAGGACACAAGGUCGAUUUCAUGUACAAGGACACCAGGACGAUUUCAUGUACAAGGACACAAGGGGGAUUUCAUGUUCAAGGACACAAGGUCGAUUUCAUGUUCAAGGACACAAGGUCGAUUUCAUGUACAAGGACACAAGGUCGAUUUCAUGUACAAGGACACCAGGUCGAUUUCAUGUACAAGGACACCAGGACGAUUUCAUGUUCAAGGACACCAGGUCGAUUUCAUGUACAAGGAAACAAGGACGAUUUCAUGUGCAAGGAACAGUAG